CCCGAUACCCCUUCCUCCGUCCGCCAGUGCCUCCCGUCGCGGGGCUCUGACCUUCUCCUCGUCCUCCUCUCGCCGUCGCCGCCGUCAUGCCCCCGUCCGCCGUCGCCCCGCCCGCCCUCCAGGAAGCCACGCGCCAUGCGACCGUCACCUGGCAGGACGACCUCAAGGCUCUCUUCGACCGUGCCAAGGACCGCUUCCCCGAUGUCGUCUGGGAGCUCUUGAACGAGCAUGACAGCAGUGCCCUCAACGGCGCAGAGGAGGUCUGGGGCCACAAAGCCGUUGUCUACGCACGCGCUCCUCCGAGCUUUCAAGCACGCUAUUUCUCCUUCAAGCCCGCCCCGCUCCCUUCCUCGCCGCUUCCCUAUUCCUCGUCGCCCACAGGCACCCUGCCCGCCCAGUCUGCUCUUUCCCUCACUCUCGGUGUCGACUUCACCUCAGUCUCUCGCUCUCCGUCUCCCUUCCGCGCACCCUCGCCCUCUCCGUCCACCGGCACUGGUGCUGUUCUCCGGAUCCCGAUCGCUAUCAACCCCAUCCUUUUCUCCAAUGAACUCGAGUAUCUCUACACGGGCAAGGGCUUUGGCGAAGCCUUUGAAUUCCUCUUCGACUCCACCGCAUCUCGGGAGGAGGGCGACGAGGAGGAGGCACGCAUAGACAAGCUCCGCAAAGACCUUGUCUUCAUGUGGCGUUCCCGUCUCUACUCGGACAUUCGCAUCUCGCUGACCGGAAUCUUCUCGUCGACGAACCACGAACCAACCACGGCCAUCUUUUCGUCUCAUCGCUUCAUGCUUGUCUCGCGCUCUGAUUACUUCCGCACGCAACUGCAGGACUGGGCUGACUCGCUGAAACCUUCCAGCGAGCCGCUUACCGUUACUCUGCCCUCUCCUCCCUUCACGCCUGCCUCUCUGCAUUUCACCUUAGGCUUCAUCUAUACCGGGACUCUCGCUUUCUCGAACCGCACGUUUGACCUUGACACGGCGUUUCAUAUCAUGCGCUCCGCCUCCUACCUCUCUAUUGACACGCUAUAUGACGAGAUACAGGCACGCAUCGUCCAGGAGAUGAUGCAUGGACUCUUCCACGCCUUCCUCGAGUUCUCCGAAUACGAGGCCGCAACGGGAGGGAAGUGGGGUACGGGCGGCUGUCGCUGCCGACAAUGCGCACGGCGGGCCCCGCGGGUCCUCGAGUUUGCAAUCUCCGAAGACGUGAAGAACCCACACUUGGAGCGGGGUGCUCGACGUGCGCUUGUAGGGUUAUUCGGUGAAGGCUGGUGCAUCACGGAGUUCGCGCACUUACCCCAGAAGACUCGCGAUGCCAUUGUCAAGGGUCUCGCCAAGAGGACGACACCCAUGAACAUAUUCCCCCUUCUGUUCGCGUCGCAUGCAGCCCUCGCUAGGUUGGGUACCAUCAUUGACAACUGGUCCGAUACCGUCAAGGACAUGGUCCUGACUGCACGCAAGACGAUCGACGAAGUGAUGUGCUCACAAGCGGAUCAGUGUUUUGAGCAACCUGAAUGGCUUGACAUCAUGGAGUCCGACGGGGUACGCUUUGAAGAUGGGGAGAGGGUAGAGUGGGCAAUGGAUUCCAUCCGAAGAGGGUUGAACGAGAAGAAUGCCGCGGCCCUCUAUCAGACGCUUGUCUCUGCUGUACUCCUACGCCCGCAUCCGACUGAGCCCGACCAAGCAAUGCUAUCGGCGACCUCGCACGUCCGUGUGUCUGUAGAGCAAGCCCGCGUAGACAUCCUCAGAUGGCUCCGAAGACGUUACCUGAAUGUCAAGCAAGAAGGUGGUUUCGACUGUCUCGAGCCUUGGGCUGCGAAGGAAAUCGCUUCCGAAUUAGAGCUUUCCGUUGACGACAUGUUCAGUCCCGUGUCACCAUCUGCCGCCCCUCGGGGGACAGGUAGAGUGGGGCCACGCGUCAGUGUUGCAAAGGCGGAAGAUGAAACUGGUAGCAUGCAUUCGCUGCGUACUGGGCUUCACAGUCAAUCGACGACGUCCAGAGCUACGGACGCUGUCAAGUCUUCUAACGCAUCUUCUCGCUCUGUCGCGAGGAGCACGCUUUCCAUGACUUCGAGGACAAGCACCGUCACAACUACGCGUCGUCUGGCGCUGUCGACGGGUCGACCGGAUUCAAAGCUUACACCAAGUCAUGUCACGAGCCCACCUUCUGUUCGUUCAGGCCUGACGUCGAAUGGGCCAGCGCCGUCGCUAUCAAGCCGCGCAAGUCUGUCUCCAGUGCCUGGACGGCGCAACGUAUCCAGUCAUUUGGCACCUGGUGAUCGUGCUUCCAAGGUGCGCUCGAGUGCCGCCUCGGUGAAGUCACAAGCGUCAACGAUCCGCAAAGUCUCUCCUGCUGGAUCAUCAGCGCUCAGGCCCUCGUCUGCUCUCUCAGGUCGGCCAUCUUCGACCAUGUCCAACAACACGAGCGAUGGGUCGACAGCGUUCGAAACAGCGAAAACUGACAUCACGCCAGUUACUGCGCGUAGCCGUCGUGGUUCUACUGCGUCGUCCGUGUCUAACCUGAGUGUUCGAACGACUGGCACCUCCCGGACAAAUGCAACCUCGACGCCGAGAUUACCACGGUCGCGCGCUCCGUCUACGGCGUCGAAACCCAGUACCCCUUUGAAGAAACGACCGCCGCCUUCCCCAGUGGACUCCAGGACGAGCCCCGCUGCGAGACGGACGGCGUCGUCUACCUCUGUGCGUUCGACUGCAUCCACGUCCCCGGCAGCACCUCGCCGGACCGUAUCGAGACAGCCAUCGGGGGCGUCUUCUGUUCGUUCAAUCGUCGCCAAGGACGGCUCUGGGACAGUCAAGGGUAAAGGCAGGCUGGGCGCAAACGCGACACACGAGAAGCAGGCCAGCGUCGUCUCCACGAGCAGUGCCGCUACCGUGAAAGAAUCCUUAAAACGGAAGAGUUCGUCGGACACGAUCAAGGAAGCAUCAACGCCGCAGCUACCACGCGGUGCCACGCUGGACAUUGGCAUUCCGUGCAUCAUCUCGUCAAAAAAGGCACGAUUCCGUGCCUUUGCACGUUAUAUCGGCGAAGUGGAGGGCGAGCUAGGACCGUGGGUUGGUGUGGAGGUUCCAAUGAACGAUACGUGGCCUGGCGAGAAGCUCGAGGGUCGUGCAUGGCAUGACGGCACAUGGGGCGGUAUCCGAUACUUCGACAUCGGUGCCUCGAAUGACUGGGACUACGAUGACGAUAGAGCAGCAAGACGUCGCAAAUUCGACUGGGCCAGCAGUGGCAAAGGAACGCUGAAACGGGAAGGAGAUCAACUGAGCAUUGACAGGGCAAAGAGGUUGCGGAGCGUAUCCCCCGUGGCAUCUGACGUCUCCAACUCGGAAUCAAGAGGAUUGUUUGUCAGGCCACAGCAGGUGCUGUACGUUGUCGACGCUGUCGGUUCGGAUCUCUGA
Rhodofomes roseus is the source of this 3410-nucleotide messenger RNA. RefSeq lists its product as uncharacterized. The record is from RefSeq and is a predicted model, not a curated record. Lineage: Eukaryota; Fungi; Basidiomycota; Agaricomycetes; Polyporales; Fomitopsidaceae. Gene Ontology annotation, molecular function: protein binding. The transcript is spliced from 4 exons. Bases 87 to 3410 code for a protein of 1107 amino acids.